AUGGGUUUGCUUGCGCUCGGCACGGCUCUGGAUUGGCCAGACGCCAAAACACAUGCGCAUCAGGUCAGGGAAUGGGGUAUCAAGCAAUUGCUUGAGAUCUGGAAUAAGGCCAAGCACAAGGAGCGAGAUGCCAUGCUCUGGGGUGACGAGGUCGAAUACCUGGUUGUGACAUACGAAAAGGAUGAUCCAAAAGUCCUUCUCUCGCUCCGUCAAGCAGAUAUUUUGAAGGCAUUGGCCGCCGACGAGGAACUGGCAGCAAAGGGUGGUGGUGUGCCAGCCAUUCAAGACCAGAAACAACAGUCGAAUCCUCUCCCGGUCUUCCACCCUGAGUUUGGUAGAUUCAUGCUCGAGGCCACACCGGGCAAGCCCUGGGGAAUAGGAUUCAAGGAACUGCUGGACGUGGAGCCGGAUAUGAAGCUCAGGAGGAGAAUUGCAAAGGACCAUAUGAAGUCUAACGAGUACCCAAUCACGCUCACCACGUUCCCCCGGUUGGGUGUCCCGGGCGUGUUUACAGAGCCUCACUAUCCCCCCUCAGGAUCAAAGCUGCGUUCGCAAUUUGUUCCGGAUGAAAUUGCCAAUCCCCACAUUCGAUUCCCGACUUUGGCCGCCAAUAUCCGUUGGAGGCGAGGCAAAAAGGUUCAGGUAAAUGUGCCAGUGUUCCAUGACAAGAACACGUCAAACCCCUGGAAAGACCCAACCGUCAAUUAUGAUUUGCACAACUGGCCAGAAGACGACGAUGUUCGGAAUGGUGCCAGUCCAGACAACUUUAUUCACAUGGAUGCUAUGGCGUUCGGUAUGGGAAGUUGCUGCUUGCAAAUAACCUUCCAAGCCAAGAACAUCACCGAAGGCCGGAAAAUGUAUGAUCAGUUGAGCCCUCUUGGCCCAAUCAUGUUGGCUCUAACGGCUGCGACGCCUAUAUACAAGGGCUUUCUCGCCGACACUGAUGUCCGCUGGAAUCAAAUCAGUCGAGCCGUUGACGACCGCACAGAGGAGGAACUUGGAGAAAAGCCCCUGAAAGACAGUAGAUGGAGGAUACCAAAGUCGCGCUAUGCGUCAAACUCGACGUAUAUCUCGACAGACAGUCGACUGAGACCAGAGUACAUGGACCCCAAUCUUGUCAUCGACCACGAUAUCAAGCAACAACUCAUGGAUGGAGGCAUGGAUGAUCGCCUGGCAACCCACUUUGCUCAUCUCUUCAUUCGUGAUCCAAUCGUUAUUUUCAAUGAGGACCUCAAGGAGUUGGAUAUGACCAAGGCCGAUCACUUUGAGAACAUUCAGUCCACCAACUGGCAACAUAUGCGUUUCAAGCCCCCACCGGCAGGCAGCGAUAUUGGCUGGCGUGUCGAGUUUAGACCGAUGGAGAUACAGAUUACCGAUUUCGAGAACGCAGCCUUUGCCGUUUUCAUGGUCCUCAUUACGCGGGCCAUUCUCUCCUUUGAUCUAAACUUUUAUAUCCCCAUUGCCAAAGUCGAUGAGGGCAUGGAGACAGCUCACGCACGGGAUGCCGUGCUAGAAAAGAAGUUCUAUUUCCGCAAGAAUCCCUUUCCUACCCGGCCGACGCGGAGCGCCAUGGGCUCGGGGACGAGCACGCCCAUGAUCAGCCGGCCGCCGACGCCUACGGGUCCCGUCGAGGACGAGUACGCCUUGAUGACCAUCAAUGAGGUGAUCAACGGCUCCACCUCGGACGAGCACGACUUCCCCGGUCUGAUCCCCAUUGUCGAGAGCUAUCUGGACUCGGUCAACGUGGACGUGCAGACGCGGUGCGAGCUCGACACGUACUUGAACCUCAUCCGCCGGCGUGCCAGUGGCGAACUCUGGACGGCGGCGAAAUGGAUUCGGGACUUUGUGGACAAGCAUCCUGCCUACAAGCACGACAGUGUCGUUGAUGAUGAGAUCAACAAGAGCCUCAUUGAAGCUGUCAUUGACAUUAGUGACAGGGAGCAGGUCGGCAGAGGGUGGGAUGGGCUAGAUGUUCCUAAUCUGGACCGACUGCUGAACGGUUUCAGGGGAGGUUGUGGCGGUUCCAAGCGGUAG
Molecule: messenger RNA, 2034 nt
Organism: Pestalotiopsis fici W106-1
Lineage: Eukaryota; Fungi; Ascomycota; Sordariomycetes; Amphisphaeriales; Sporocadaceae
Product: Glutamate--cysteine ligase
Exons: 7
Coding region: 1-2034 (677 amino acids)
Biological process (GO): glutathione biosynthetic process
Cellular component (GO): glutamate-cysteine ligase complex
Molecular function (GO): glutamate-cysteine ligase activity
Source: RefSeq, a predicted model, not a curated record